CGGACAACGGUUUUUAAGUUCACAGUACAGAAUCAGAUACAUGAAAGAGGAGACAUUAACUCCACCUGAAAAUUAAUUAAAAAAUGCCUCCGAGGAAGAAGCCUCAACCCCCAGGGCCUCGCCCUAGGCGUUCCCUUAGGACCUCCUCAAGACGUGCAGCAGCAGCAGCAAAGGAAGUUACGGAAACACCGCCUGAAGUUGACGUUCCGCCUUCUGAAUCUGGCUCCGAGAUAUGUAGGAUAAACGUGGGAGACGGUGAAGAAACGACGACGGAGACUACUGAUUCCGCUCCUGAAAUGGUAAUUUUGGCUCCUCCAAUUGGGACUGAAAGCGCUUCAGCGGAUGCGAGUUGUGGUGCCGGGGAAUCUACUAUUGGAGACGGAAUUCGACAAGAUAGGGCGUGUGGGGAGGGCGGCCAGGCUGAUCCCAUUGAGAGAUUGAGUGUGGAUGAGGUUCGUGAGGAGAAAGUGGAGCGGAUUGGUGUUGAGGGAACCCUAGGAACUGCCAUAGGAGACUCUGCGGAUGGAGGAGGGAAAACGAGUCCGAGAGAAGAUGUUGUUUCUGUAAUGGUGGAGGCGGAGAGUGGAGUGGUGAAGAAGAAGAAGGUGGUGAGAAUUGUGAAGAAAUUGGUGAAGAAGAGAGUCUCCAAAGGUGUUCAAAAGGGUAUGGCUGCUUGUUCGAACAAAGAAUUGGAGAGACAUGAAGUAUUUGGUGAUGGUGAUGGUGAUAGGAAUGCUACUUCUUUAGUGGUAAUUGAAAAGCCUAAUCUAGUUGUUGACGGAGCAGAAGAUCCUAAUUCACUUAUUGAUGAUUCAGCGCAAGUCAAAAAACAAAAACCUAAUUUAGCCGUCGACGGAGUCGAAAAUCCUAAUUCACUUACCGAUGGUUCAGUGGAAGUCAGAAAACCUAAUAUAGCGGUUGAUGGAGCAGAGAGUCCUGUUGAUGAUUCAAUGGAAGUCGAAAAACUUAAUUUGUUUGCGGACAUAACCGAAAAUAGUAACCCAGCAGCUGACGGUUCAAAGGAAGUUGAAAACCUGAAAAAAACUGAGACUUGUGGAGGAGGCAAAGAGGGUUCUGUGGCAGAAGUGCCGUUGCAGCCUGAGAACAAUGAGGACGUAGUUAUAAAGCCUACAACGGUAACUGAGGUUCCAGAGGAACACACAAACGUAGGUUUAUUAAGUGGAAAUUGUGAGUGUGGUGCUAGGUUUAAGGAGCUGGGUGGUGGAGCAGAGGAGGGAGUAAAGGGAGAGGGGAACGAUGACAAUUUGACUGCGGAGUGUAAAACAAGUACAGGGGGGAUAGCUCUUAGUGGAGAAUUAGAGGCACUGGAGAGGAGGAAGAGGAGGCAAACAGAGAUUUUUAUUGGUGGGCUUGACAAGGAUACCAAGGAGGAGGACAUAACGAAAGUGUUUGAGGAUUCGGGCAAGAUUGUGGAAGUGAGGUUGUUGGUCAACGGUAAGACAGGGAAGAAUAAGGGUUAUGGGUUUGUGAGGUUUGCUUCUGCAUCUGAUGCUAAGAGUGCAUUGGAGAAACACCCCCUAGUCGAGAUUUGUGGCAAGCAAUGUAGUCCAGCUCCAGUUGAGGGCAAUGACACAUUAUUUCUCGGUAACAUUGACAAGAAGUGGAAGAAUGAAGAUGUUAUCAAAUUGUUGCAAGAGAGAGGAAUUGAGAAGAUAGACAAAGUCACAGUUAUGGCUGAUCCCAAUAAUAUUGAACGAAAUCGUGGUUUUGCAUUCUUGGAACUUGAAAGUAAUAAAGAUGCUCAAAUUGCUUACAAGAUACUUCAAACGAACGACAUGCCGGGGAAGCUUCAGAACAUUAAAGUUGCGUGGGCUGAACCCUUGAGCGAGCCAGAUGAAGAAGAAAUGCUGAAGGUGAAAUCAGUUUAUGCGGAGUACCUUCCUUCCUCAUGGAAUGAGGAGAAAAUAAGAGGCUAUUUUAAAAAGUUUGGGGAGAUUGAAAAUGUGGUGCUUUCCCGAAAUCUACGUUCUUCUAGAAGAAAAGACUUUGCAUUUGUCAAUUUUACAACCCGUGAGGCUGCUCUUGCAUGCAUAGAGUCAUUUAAUCAGGAACCAUUGAGUGACGAGGGAUCUAAGGUACAUGUGAAGGUUUCUCUUGCAAAACCACAGCCGAAAAACAAGCCACAUCGGAAAAUCUCCAAGACUAUCAAAACUGAAGAAAUUUCGAAACAGAUGCCCACAGUAAGCCAACGUGAACCCAGAAACAAGAGCAUAUCUAGUAUUUUCCAGAAUAUAAAUAAAAUAGAUAAUAGAAGGUCUUCUGCUGAACUUGAACGACUCUUAGCAGAUCGAGCUUCUUUCCGGAAAUUGCAAUCUAGAUUUGAUACAGGAUCUCCCAUUGUAGGUGAUUCUUACUCCUUACCAGGAAGGAAGCGCCCUCAUUCUACAUUUGAAGACGAUUUGUACAAUACAGAACCUAGAGGCUAUCCUCGUAUGCGUUUGGAGAGUUCUUUUCCGGUUGCAAGUGCAAGUUACAGCACAUAUGCCUAUGGUGUUGGAGCAACAUCUCUUUCACAUCAACAACAACAAGGAACUGGUUAUAGAUUAGGUGUUGGGCGUCUGGAUUAUGCAAAUGGCUUCCAGAACGAACAAGCUCCAUACCUUGGUAGAAACAGUCUGCACUAUAGAUACCAAUAGCAGAGUCCUGUACAGAUUUAUGAGAGCAUUUGAACAUGUUGAAAGGCAGUUAAUAAACAAGAAGCUGUUUUCUGUCAAGUGAAGAUCUUCCAUCAGAAGAUCAAGUUACACAGCAGACAGUUUUCCAUUGUGUACAGUCGUGUCGCACUAAUUAUUGUAAAUCAAAGUGUUGGUUGACAUGCAUCAAUGGUUAACCUAAUGUAGUUCUGAUAUAAGUGGUUAUGCCAUACUGAACCAUGCUGCAUGGCUUUGUACAAUUCAAAACCUUGUUUCAUUUUCUCCA
Tripterygium wilfordii is the source of this 2940-nucleotide messenger RNA. RefSeq lists its product as uncharacterized. Gene Ontology annotation, cellular component: nucleus. The record is from RefSeq and is a predicted model, not a curated record. The transcript has 12 exons. The coding region runs from base 84 to 2657 and encodes 857 amino acids. Gene Ontology annotation, molecular function: mRNA binding. NCBI's taxonomy places the organism in Eukaryota, Viridiplantae, Streptophyta, Magnoliopsida, Celastrales, Celastraceae.